Scylla paramamosain (green mud crab) is the source of this 3423-nucleotide messenger RNA. RefSeq names its product aminopeptidase N-like. Bases 138 to 3206 code for a protein of 1022 amino acids. Gene Ontology annotation, biological process: proteolysis; peptide catabolic process. Gene Ontology annotation, cellular component: cytoplasm. Gene Ontology annotation, molecular function: peptide binding; metalloaminopeptidase activity; zinc ion binding. NCBI's taxonomy places the organism in Eukaryota, Metazoa, Arthropoda, Malacostraca, Decapoda, Portunidae. The record is from RefSeq and is a predicted model, not a curated record. The transcript has 17 exons.
CAUAUUCCAAGAUUUUUACAUUAUCAACAGGAGAAGCACUCCUGAGAAUCCGGCUAAUCAUCACUGUGACACUGAAAAACAGUCGUGGUGAGAGACCAAAUCGUUUCUCAGUACAGGCUUAAUAAAGUCUUCUCGCCAUGCUGCGUUGGAGUGCGUUGGAGGGCUCCUACCAAACCCUGCUUCGCCUGGCGUCUGUUGUGGCUCUGCUGACAACUGGCAAUACCCUCUCUGUGUCCUCCUUUCCCUCCCUGUCCUCGUCGCCUCCUACCUCCGUGUUCUCCUCCUCCCAAGGCAACUCACUGCGCUCCACGACGCCCGUCUGGCUCCCCGAGCAUGUGCUGGUAUACCCUGCCAUGUAUAAAUACAAGCCAGUAAUGUACUCACAUCGUGAUGACUUAACUGCAGCCGGUAACACUGUGAGUACAGGAGAUAAAGACGGAGGAGGAGGAGGAGAAGAAGGAGGAAAGGAAGAAAUCGACGUUAAAAACACAACACAACCGUUGAACAAGAACUUUCGUCUGCCAGCCAGCCUCAGACCCACCCACUACAUUGUUCGGGUUCAGCCUUACAUUAACGGAAACUAUAGCGUCCGCGGCUCAGUGCAGAUCGAUAUAGAAGUGCUCCAAUCGACCUCCAACAUCACCCUCCAUGUAUCCACAAUGGACAUCCACGUGCAGGAUAUUCAGCUUGAAGCAGCGGAAGGCGAUGAAGAGGGAGCCUCCAUCCCACGAUUUACUCAUUUUGUUGACAACUUGGACGUUGAGGUUUUUACUGCCCACCUAGAUGGAGAACUUGAGGCCGGUAGGAGGGUGCGGUACACCGUUCCCUACGAAGGAACCCUGGAACACUACAUGGGAGGGUUUUACGGCCUUCACUACACAGAUGUGGACGGCACUGAAAGGUACAUGGUGAGCACUCUUAACCAGCCAGUCAAUGCCAGGAUUGCCUUCCCGUGCUUCGACGAGCCGCAGCUCAAAGCCACGUUCGAGCUGCACGUGGCGCGCCAGGUCAACAUGACAGCUGUGUCCAACAUGCCUCUGCUCACCACCACGCCUAUAGAGGACCAGGAAGGCUGGGUGUGGGACAGUUUCCAGACGACGCCACCGAUGUCCACCUACCUCCUGAUGCUCGUCGUUAUGUCCCUUCCGCACAUCAACAUCACUGCGCACCGGCAAGACCUGCCCAUCAGAAUAUGGGCCAGGCAGGAGGUGCUGGAUAGGAUGUCCUUCAUGCACCAAGUCGUGCCUGGUGUUCUGGACUUCAUGGAGACCUACACAAACAUCUCGUACUCGCUGUCGAAGCUGGACAUCAUUGUUGUUCCCAGCCAAGAAGGCAUCGCCUUUGAGGGUUGGGGCGCCAUCCUUAUGUACGAUGAACGUUUCAUACAGCACGACCCGCUGGAGAACGAUGAGGUGAAUUUAGGGAAAGUGGCGUGGGUUCAAGCUCACGAAUUGGCCCAUCAGUGGUUUGGGAACUUGGUGACACCGCGCUGGUGGGGGGAUGUGUGGCUCAGUGAGGGCAUCACCACCUACAUGUCCAACCUCGCUAUGCAGAAGAUGGCGAUUGUGAGUCAGAGUGUGGCGGCGGAGGCAAGCUUCACCCUUCAUGAACUGUUCCACGAGGACAGCCAGAUUACCGCGGUUCCUGUCUUCAACCAGCAACUGGACGUGUUCAAGCCAGAUACGUACUUCAACGUAUUUUCUUACUUUAAAUGCUCGCUUUUGUUGCACAUGAUGGCCCACGUCCUCUCCCACCACGCCUUCAGGAAGGGUAUGGUGUCCUUCCUUCAUGAACACCAGUACGGGAGUGUGGGUCAGGACGACCUAUCCCGCCACCUGACGAAGGCAGCGCACGAAACCCAUACGCUGCCGCAGGACCUCACUGUCAAGACCAUCCUGGACACCUGGACGCAUCAAGCAGGUUACCCACUCGUGACGGUGACGAGAAGCCCCGCGGGAACAUCCGCCACAGCCUUCCAGGAAAAAUAUCUGUGGUCACAAAACAGCAGUCUUCUCAGUGAUCACUACAGCACGUGGUGGGUGCCGCUCACCCACACUAGCCAGGCCUCGCCGGACUUCAACGACACCCUCGUCAAGGUGUGGCUCAAGGGCACGGAGACGCAGACGUCGGUGCACAACCUACCUACCAGGGAUCAUUGGGUCGUCUUCAAUCUGCAACAGACAGGCUACUACAGAGUCAACUACGACGACAAUAACUGGAACCUGCUGAUCCAGCAGCUGCUCACCGACCACCAGCUUAUUCACGUCAACAACAGAGUUCAGAUGAUCGACGAUAUCCUGAACUUGGCGUCUUCUGGAAAAGUCUCCUAUAAUACCGCCCUGAGUUUGGUGGAAUACAUAAAGAAAGAGAACGAGACUUUGCCGUGGCGAGUUUUCCAACGCAACAUGGAACACAUGAAGAAAAUGCUACAGAGCACUCCAGCUUACGAAGGCUUUAAGAAAUACAUGUGGUCGUUACUUGUUCCUCUUUGGAAUUUAGUGGGCCUUGAGAACAAACUUGAGGUGCAGACCAUCCAGCAGGAACACUCCGAGGCCGUCAAGUGGGCGUGUCAUCACAACCUCCCGAGCUGCGUCUACCUCGCCGCCAGCCUCUACGCCCAGUGGAUGCUCACGCCGGAAAACAUUAAGGUGGUGCCCAGGGACUUGUGGGGGACCGUGUACUGCACCGCCAUCGCCCACGGAGGAGAGGCCGAGUGGGACUUCGCGUGGCAACAAUAUUUCCUUUCUAAUGACAUCCACCACAAAGAACAGCUCCUGGCCGCCCUCAGCUGUAGCCGCGACACCUGGGAGGAGAAUGGGUACCUGGACCUGGCCUUGACUUCGGAAAUCAAGCAGCGGACACAGGGUGCUUUCCAGGUGUUUUACUCUGUGGCGUCUAAUCCUGGAGGGAAACCCUUGGCCUGGAACUUCCUUACAAGCCGCUGGUCUGCCCUGGCCAACUUGUACAGUGACAGCGGAGCGGCGGUGGAGCAGCUGGUGGUGGCGGCCGCAGAGACCCUCACCUCGCAGCAAGACAUGGACAAGCUGAGAGUAUUCAGGGACAACCACAGGGACAACCCCCGCGUAGUGGCCGCUUCGGAGGUAGCACUCGACAUCGUCGCUAGGAACGUGGCUUGGAUGGAGAGGAACUACGACGUGAUCUGCGAGUGGCUGCAAGCACGAGGGUUUAACAUUGGAUUAAGAUAAGAAGUGUGUGUGUGUGUGUGUGUGUGUGUGUGUGUGUGUGUGUGUGUGAUAGCAAUGAGGUCAGAAAGGGACAGAAAUAUUUUAUGUAUUAACAAAUAAAUAUAAAGUUAAAAACCCAAAAUUAAUAAGAUGAGUACAGUUUCACGAGGCGCUUCUAAGUACAUUCACUCUGCAAGUAGACAUGAUUAUAGAUUUACUUCAAAACAUAAAUAAUGGA